GUUUCAUGAACACGGGAACUAGUCGAGCACAGCGCCGUACUCCCUACAGAUAAACAGAAAUACCCCGGUUCGAUUCUAUCCCGGGAUCAUAUACCUGGUGGGAGCACUCCAAGGGGUGAACUGUUAUCUCCUUUGGUGUUUUUUUCCGAGGGGCCCUUCCGGUUCCUCUUGUCGUACAAUAUGGGGAUCACCCAGUCCUCCGAAGAUGCGAGCCACGUCUCUUCUCCAGAGCAACUAAGCUACAUCCUUGCGGAGCGCUUCGCAACCAAAUGCUUUACUCCGCUAGAACUCACCCAUUUCAAGGACAACUUCUUCACACGGGCCACGGACCAGGGCGGUCUUCAGUACUGGAAUGAGAAAAUUCUCUCUGAUUUUCUCGCAAUUCCGGAUAGUUCUGAUUCCCACUGCCCCUUGGAUGCUGGCCCAGUGAUUUUCCGUAUGGUCUCGUACCUUGGCGCGUUUCCGUUCCAGAACUCACUGGCGCCCAGUGUGUUGACAUUUGAGGCCCUGGUUAAAGUAGCGGUGCUGCUAACAGAAAGAUAUGGAAAGGUUCUCCGUCGUGGCCGCAAGGAUAGGAUCCGGUUGUUAUUUGGAAGCCUAGCGGAUGUCGGGAGGAGAGAGGUUGAGCUAUCCAGUCCCAAGAAAGACAACACAGGGGAUGAAGAGUCCAAGUCUCAUGCGCCCGGGUUUGACAUUGAUGCGCCAGCCAACGACAACUACGAUGAGGAGGAGGAGGACGAUGAUCUUGCCCUUGCUGCAUUGGAAUCGCUUGAUGCAAUCGAGGUCUUCAAGCACGACUCGCGGAUUGACAGGGCAGUCUACGAGGCUCGAAUCUCUGUAAAAACCUUCCGCCGUCUUUUAAUGUUGCUGCUCGUGAUCGCACCUUUGAGACCCCUUGAGGAGGUCGGGUUAUACACCUCAGACUUCAACGGCAACCGAAUGGAGGCGAUCCGAAAAGAAGCAGACCACAUCAUGGAGGCCUUCCACCAAGAGCCAUCGGGAGGAAUCGGCUAUAAGACUUUUGCAACUACAAUUGCCACAUCAUUUCCAUAUCUCUUCGAUCCAUUAACGCCCCUUUUCGAGCACCUUCUUUUCAGCAAAAACUUAGACUUGUCGCAAAAGCGCGAAAGUGACCCUUUGCAGACUCCAAUCACAGAAUCUGGGGAGGUGCCCCAGCCCUCCCCUCUAUCAAUCAUGCUCGCAGGCAGCUUUGAGUCAACGAUCCUGAACUCAAGCGUCAUAGCGCACCUCUCUUUCUUUCUGUCUUCCCCGCCAACGAAUCUCAACCUUCUUCGUAGCAAAGUUCGCCUCCAUCCCGUAUUCUCAACCGCCGCACAUGGCUCCUCUCUCACGUCGUUCUCCCACAACGUCCUCACCUGGCAGUCAGGAACUCUACUUCUCCUCCAGGGGUCCAACACUCAGACAGGCGAAAUGGUCACCAUAGGCGCACAUCUGCCGCAGCCCUGGAAAUCCGCGAUCACCAGUCACGACUCCGCCAAAUUCUCCAAUUCUGCUCUCCCAUGCCUAUUCCAACUUUCUCCAAAGCACCUUCUUCUACCCGGGAACCCUUCAACCUCCGCCCAAAAACCCAACACCCCACCCGCUUACUUCUCCCCUCACUCCGGCAUCUCAAUUGGAUGCCAAAUCCCACCGCAAUCCCGAUCCCAGAAACUAGUCCCCUCCCCGCACGGCGCAGCCAGCCUUACAAUCGACGUGAGUCUUGAGACAGCAAACUUCCACGUCUCCCCCAUCGGCCACGACGGUGUCUUCUUACCCUCUGGUACCGCGGUAGCCACAGAUCCCGCAACCAAAACUCACAUUGACAUCUACACCCUAGAGAUCUGGGGGUUGGUUCCUGACCCGGAAGUCCCAGCUUCGGAGCAGGGGCAAAGCGCCGUUGAAAUUCAGCAAGCGAAAUGGGAAUUCGAAGCCCAAGAAGCAGAGAGGAGACGUAACCUGAAUCUCAAGGCUGGCGCGGGGGAUUCGGCCGCUGAAAGUGCUCGGUGGUUGUUGGAGACUGCUGGGCUGAUCGGUGAUAAUGGCGGACGGGCCGGGGGGAGUGUUUAAUCCGGUUCCCUCUAGAGAGAGAGAGAGAGAGAGAGAGAGAGAUAUUAUUAUUAUUAUGUAUGGGUGAUGGUGGUUCUCGAUUAACCCGGCGGAUGUUUGUCAAGCAGG
Aspergillus ochraceoroseus IBT 24754 is the source of this 2175-nucleotide messenger RNA. RefSeq names its product TLD domain-containing protein. The transcript has 2 exons. NCBI's taxonomy places the organism in Eukaryota, Fungi, Ascomycota, Eurotiomycetes, Eurotiales, Aspergillaceae. The record is from RefSeq and is a predicted model, not a curated record. The coding region runs from base 181 to 2067 and encodes 628 amino acids.